GGGAAAGGAAUCAAGUUGAAGUAAAGAAAUCAAGAAAAGUGAAAGAGGGCGCAUUUUUGGAAUAAAUUUGUAAGCCUAUAUCACAGUACCUACGAUAAUUUAAGUGUACCAUUUUUGUGUGCGAAUAUUUGUGCUGAUAAAUUAAAGAAGAGAGCAAGCUUGUUAUGGAACCCAUUCUGAAUGGCAUCUCAUCUCCAGAUGCUGAAGUUGAGGCUAAGCCGCUGAACCUGGUGACUCCAAGUAUUCCCACCAAGACACCAGUGUCCCUGCUCCAGGAACUGGCUGCCAAACAGUGCAUCACACCCAAAUAUGACCUUCUUCAGGUAGAGGGCGCCGUCCACGAGCCGACGUUCCUUUACCGCGCCACGGUCGGAGAGUUCGUGGCCAGCGGCCAGGGCCAGAGCAAAAAGAAGGCCAAGCACAUGGCGGCGCGCGCCGUGCUGGACCAGCUGCUGGGUCAGCAGGCGGCCACGCCGCUGGUGCCGUCAGCGCGGCCGGCGGCGCUGGCCGAGCUGCCGCUGCUGCCCUGUGAGGACGACGCGGCCGGAAACCCGGUGGGCCGGCUGCAGGAGCUGUGCAUGUCGCGCCGCUGGCCGCCGCCCACCUACGAGCUGGUGCACGAGGAGGGCCAGCCGCACGAGAGGACGUUCACCAUCGCCUGCUGCAUCGGCACCAAGGCCAGGGAGAUCGGCGUGGGCAAGUCGAAGAAGUGCGCCAAGCGCCAGGCGUCGUCUCUGAUGCUGUCCAAGCUGCGCGACUCGUCACCGGCCGACGGCGCCAGCUUGCUCGAUGACGAGGACGAGCUGGCGCUGAAGAUGUCGAGCUGCGCGAGUCUGAGGGACGGCUGGCAGCCAAAGCUGGCGCAGCAGGGCGGGGCACGCGUCAGCCAGUUCCACCGCAGCCUGAAGACGUCCACCGCGCCUCUGGUCACACAGCUACAGAACCUUUCUCUGGACUCGGUGUUCAACUGCAGCCAGCACCUGGAGGAGCUGGCGCACGAGCAGAACUUCGAGGUCACCUGGGUCGACAUCGACGAACAGACUACAGAGGGCCGCCACCACUGCCUGGUGCAGCUGUCCACCCUACCGGUGGCCGUCUGUUACGGCACCGGAGACGAUCCGUCCGGCGCCAAGUCGGACGCCGCCCACAACGCCCUCGAGUAUCUCAAGAUCAUGGUGCAACAGUAGGCGACCUGGCCAGGUGCGACGCCGGGCAAGGCGCCCGCCCUAUAUCGUGAGUGGGGUGCGAACUUCGACCUGCUAGGGAGCAGGCGAUUGGGUGUGUUUUGCGAGAUAAAUGACAUUUUUCUGGACAGGGCGGCCAUAUUUCUUUUGUGGCCUGUGGUCGUUUUGGCGACGGGAAGGAAUGCUUUCGUCGUCUUGCUGGAUACUGAAGAUGCGUUUGGCAUAUUCUUUUGCUCUUGCGACUGGUCUAUUAUUUUCACCGCAUAGUGAAACUCGACUCGGGUAACCAGUGUUCAGCUUCCAUUUUCAGUCAAUAGCAUUCAAUUGACAGAAGCAGUUAGCACGAAUGCGUUCUUUUUUUUUGUGAAUUUUGGGUCUCAUCUGACAUUGCUUACCAGGUGGGCUCGCGUUUUCCGCCAGCUGUUAUCGAGUGUAGAAGUGUAGGCCGCGCGGCCGUGUCCGUAUCUCCGUGUCUGUCUGUCUGUGUGUAGCCUCCCCGCUCCGCGGCCGGCGCCGACGGCGGCCCUGGCGGACCGGCGCCGGCGCCCGCCGCGAAGCCCGCCUGUGUCCGGCGCUGGGCGGACCCCGGGCGCGCGUGCGCGAGCUGCCGCCACCGCGCGCGCGCCCUCCCUGUGAUUCAGCGGCGGCACGUGCGGCGCGCCACCGCCGGCCGCGCGUGCCGCCGCUGCUGCGGCCGCCAGGGCGCGGCGCCACCAGGACCCCGUUUCAGCGCAUGACGCUACCUGACGCCACCAGAUAUUCGCGCUCGGUAUCUACGGAAACGUAAGUAAAAUUGACAAUUAUGUUAGCGUUUCCAUGGAAACCGAGCGCCAAUAUCUGGUAGCGUCAAUAGCGGCGUGCCGUGAUACAGGGCCCGGAGAGGACGGGACGCCGCGCCCCGGCCGCCCACCAAUGCCAGCCGCUCUGGCCGCCCGUCUACCAUUGGUAGGACGCGAGUAUCGGUGUGUGAUGGGGUAGUAUCGCGACCCCUCUGUGCACGCCACUGGUCUCUUUAAUAUACGAGUCGAGUGCAGCGA
Molecule: messenger RNA, 2221 nt
Organism: Amphibalanus amphitrite
Lineage: Eukaryota; Metazoa; Arthropoda; Thecostraca; Balanomorpha; Balanidae
Product: interferon-inducible double-stranded RNA-dependent protein kinase activator A homolog
Exons: 7
Coding region: 165-1187 (340 amino acids)
Source: RefSeq, a predicted model, not a curated record